This is a messenger RNA of Gongylonema pulchrum, 324 nucleotides long. The record is from the annotation of a GenBank genome assembly. Lineage: Eukaryota; Metazoa; Nematoda; Chromadorea; Rhabditida; Gongylonematidae.
GAUUAUUAUGAUAUCACAUAUGUGGAAAUAUUAUCAUCCGGUCGCUUACUUUUGGAUCAGGAGCAAGGUAUCGAAGAGAAAAACACGCAAAACAAUUACGCAUCAGCAUCGACACAUGCAUAUCCGGAUCGGCCGGCAAUCCUAGAAACGGCACCAAUACCGUGGUGGGUGAUUGUCCUGUCAGCAGCACUCGGCCUCUUGAUCCUCUUCAUCCUGAUUGUGAUUUUCUGGCGAUGCGGAUUUUUCAAACGCAAUCGCCCCCAACAUCCAACACUACAUCAAGCGGAGUACCAGUUCCGACAAGAGGAAUGGAGCGACACAUGA